Messenger RNA from Manis pentadactyla (Chinese pangolin), 6872 nucleotides. It is a transcript of the gene KIF13A, whose product is annotated as kinesin family member 13A. Gene Ontology annotation, molecular function: microtubule motor activity; microtubule binding; cell adhesion molecule binding. Gene Ontology annotation, cellular component: adherens junction. The record is from RefSeq and is a predicted model, not a curated record. The coding region runs from base 167 to 5530 and encodes 1787 amino acids. Gene Ontology annotation, biological process: microtubule-based movement; regulation of protein localization. The transcript is spliced from 40 exons. Lineage: Eukaryota; Metazoa; Chordata; Mammalia; Pholidota; Manidae.
GCGCCCCGCCCCGCCCCGCGCGCCGCCCCUCCCGGCCCGGCCGUGCCCCGCGCCGCGCUCCCCCGGGAUGGCCCGCGCGCCGCGGCGCUGCCUCGACGAGCUCUCGGCGGCGCGGCGGCGCUCGGGGCGCGCGUGAGGGGCCCCGGGGCGCGCGGGCGCCGCCGCCAUGGCGGACACCAAGGUAAAAGUGGCCGUGCGGGUCCGGCCCAUGAGCCGACGAGAGCUGGAGCUGAACACCAAGUGCGUGGUGGACAUGGACGGGAACCAGACGGUGCUGCACCCGCCGCCCGCCAACAGCAAGCAGGGAGAACGGAAACCUCCCAAGGUAUUUGCCUUUGAUUAUUGCUUUUGGUCCAUGGAUGAAUCUAACACUACAAAAUAUGCUGGUCAAGAAGUGGUUUUCAAGUGCCUUGGGGAAGGAAUUCUUGAAAAAGCCUUUCAGGGGUAUAAUGCUUGCAUUUUUGCAUAUGGACAGACAGGCUCAGGAAAAUCCUUCUCCAUGAUGGGCAACGCUGAGCAGCUGGGACUUAUUCCAAGGCUCUGCUGUGCUUUAUUUAAAAGGAUCUCUCUGGAGCAAAAUGAGUCACAGACCUUUAAAGUCGAAGUAUCCUAUAUGGAAAUUUAUAAUGAGAAAGUUCGGGAUCUUUUAGACCCCAAAGGGAGUAGACAGUCUCUGAAAGUUCGAGAGCAUAAAGUUUUGGGACCAUAUGUAGAUGGUUUAUCCCAACUGGCGGUCACUAGCUUUGAGGAUAUCGAGUCACUGAUGUCCGAGGGAAACAAGUCUCGGACAGUAGCCGCGACCAACAUGAACGAAGAAAGCAGCCGCUCCCACGCCGUGUUCAACAUCACAGUCACGCAGACACUGUAUGACCUGCAGUCUGGGAACUCAGGAGAGAAGGUCAGUAAGGUCAGCUUGGUGGACCUGGCGGGUAGCGAAAGAGUGUCUAAAACCGGAGCCGCAGGAGAGCGACUGAAAGAAGGCAGCAACAUUAACAAAUCACUUACAACCUUGGGGUUGGUUAUAUCAUCGCUGGCUGACCAGGCAGCUGGCAAGGGGAAAAGCAAAUUUGUGCCUUACCGAGAUUCAGUCCUCACCUGGCUUCUUAAGGACAAUUUAGGGGGCAACAGCCAGACCUCGAUGAUAGCCACCAUCAGCCCAGCAGCAGAUAACUAUGAAGAGACCCUCUCCACCCUGCGGUACGCAGACCGCGCCAAAAGGAUCGUGAACCAUGCAGUGGUGAACGAGGACCCCAAUGCAAAAGUCAUCCGGGAGCUGCGGGAGGAAGUGGAGAAACUGAGAGAGCAGCUCUCGCAGGCCGAGGCUAUGAAGGCCCCUGAACUGAAAGAGAAGCUCGAAGAGUCUGAAAAGCUGAUAAAAGAACUAACGGUGACUUGGGAAGAGAAGCUGAGGAAAACAGAAGAAAUUGCACAGGAGAGACAACGACAGCUGGAGAGUAUGGGCAUCUCCCUGGAGACCUCUGGCAUCAAGGUGGGGGACGACAAGUGCUACUUAGUCAACCUGAAUGCAGACCCUGCUCUCAAUGAACUUCUGGUUUAUUAUUUAAAGGACCAUACCAGGGUGGGUGCAGAUACCUCUCAGGACAUCCAGCUCUUCGGUAUAGGCAUUCAGCCCGAGCACUGUGAGAUUGACCUAGCGUCUGACGGAGACGUCACUCUUACUCCAAAGGAAAGUGCAAGGUCCUGUGUAAACGGCACCCUUGUGUGUGGGACCACCCAGCUGUGGCAUGGUGAUAGAAUCCUCUGGGGAAACAACCACUUUUUUAGAAUUAACUUGCCUAAGAGGAAACGGCGAGAUUGGUUGAAAGACCUUGAAAAAGAAACGGGCUCCCCUGAACAUGACCUGGAUGCGGCCAGUGAAGCGUCCUCGGAAUCAGACUAUAACUACGAGUUUGCACAGAUGGAGGUUAUCAUGAAAACGCUGAACAGUAAUGACCCAGUUCAGAACGUGGUUCAGGUCCUGGAGAAGCAGUACCUGGAGGAAAAGCGGAGCGCCCUGGAGGAGCAGCGGCUCAUGUACGAGCGGGAGCUGGAGCGGCUUCGGCAGCAGCUGUCCCCCGAGAGGCAGCCCCGGAGCGGCGGCCCCGACCGCCUGGCCUGCAGCAGCCAGACCGCCCAGCAGAAGGUGACCCAGUGGGCGGAGGAGAGGGACGAACUCUUCCGGCAAAGCCUGGCAAAACUGCGUGAGCAGCUGGUCAAGGCGAAUACCUUGGUGCGGGAGGCAAACCUCUUAGCCGAGGAGAUGAUCAAGCUCACCGACUACCAGGUGACUCUUCAGAUCCCUGCUGCAAACCUCAGCGCCAAUAGGAAGAGAGGAGCCAUAGUGAGUGAGCCGGCCAUUCAAGUCCGGAGGAAAGGGAGAAGCACCCAGGUUUGGUCCAUUGAGAAGCUGGAGAACAAAUUGAUUGACAUGAGAGACCUUUAUCAAGAAUGGAAGGAGAACGUUCCAGAGGCCAGGCGACUGUUUGGGAAACGAGGUGACCCUUUCUAUGAAGCCCAGGAGAACCACAACCUGAUCGGCGUGGCUAAUGUGUUCUUGGAGUGUCUCUUCUGCGAUGUGAAACUCCAGUAUGCAGUUCCCAUCAUCAGCCAGCAGGGGGAGGUGGCCGGCCGUCUCCACAUGGAGGUGAUGCGCGUCACAGGAGCCGUCCCAGAGCGCGGGGUGGAGGACGACUCCUCCGAGAACUCCAGUGAGAGCGGGAGCCUGGAAGUCGUGGACGGCGGCGGGGAGGUCACCCACCGAGUCAGAAGACUGACGUGCCGGGUAAAAAUUAAAGAGGCAACCGGGCUGCCCUUAAACCUCUCAAAUUUCGUCUUCUGUCAAUACACAUUCUGGGACCAGUGUGAAUCCACAGUGGCGGCCCCCGUCGUGGACCCAGAGGUGCCUUCCCCACAGUCCAAGGAUGCCCAGUACACCGUGACUUUCUCUCACUGUAAGGACUACGUGGUGGACGUGACAGAAGAAUUCCUGGAGUUCAUUUCAGACGGGGCGCUGGCGAUCGAAGUGUGGGGCCACCGGUGUGCUGGGAAUGGGAGCUCCUUCUGGGAAGUCGAUUCCCUUCACGCCAAGACACGGACGCUGCACGACAGGUGGAAUGAAGUGACUCGAAGAGUAGAGAUGCGGGUCUCCAUCUUGGAACUGAAUGAGUCAGGGGAAUACGCGGCAGUGGAGCUUCAUCAGGCCAAAGACGUCAACACAGGAGGCGUCUUUCAACUUAGACAGGGCCAUUCCCGGAGAGUGGAAGUCACAGUAAAACCUGUGCAGCAUUCGGGGACACUGCCCCUUAUGGCCGAAGCCAUCUUAUCAGUAUCCAUUGGCUGCGUGACUGCCAGGUCCACCAAGCUCCAGAGGGGGCUGGACAGUUACCAGAGAGAUGAUGAGGAUGGCGAUGAUAUGGAUAGUUACCAGGAAGAAGACUUAAACUGUGUGAGAGAGAAGUGGUCUGAUGCACUCAUCAAGCGACGAGAAUACUUAGAUGAACAGAUUAAAAAAGUCAACAAUAAAAAAGAGAAGACGGAAGACGACGUGGAGCGGGAAGCGCGGCUGGUGGAGCAGUGGGUGGGGCUGACGGAGGAAAGGAAUGCCGUGCUGGUGCCUGCACCGGGCAGCGGGAUUCCCGGGGCGCCCGCCGACUGGAUCCCACCACCUGGAAUGGAAACCCACAUACCGGUUCUCUUCCUUGAUUUGAAUGCGGAUGACCUCAGUGCCAAUGAGCAGCUUGUGGGCCCCCAUGCAUCGGGCGUGAACUCCAUCCUGCCCAAGGAGCAUGGCAGCCAGUUUUUCUACCUGCCCAUCGUACGGCACAGUGAUGAGGAGGUUUCAGCCACAGCCUCCUGGGACUCCUCGGUGCAUGAUUCCGUUCACCUGAAUAGGGUCACCCCACAGAACGAAAGGAUUUACCUGAUAGUGAAGACCACAGUCCAGCUCAGCCACCCGGCCGCUAUGGAGUUAGUAUUACGAAAGCGGAUUGCAGCCAAUAUUUACAACAAGCAGAGUUUCACCCAGAGUUUGAAGAGGAGAAUAUCACUGAAAAAUAUAUUUUACUCCUGUGGUGUAACAUAUGAAAUAGUGUCCAAUAUACCAAAGGCCACAGAGGAGAUCGAGGCCCGGGAGACGCUGGCGCUCAUGGCGGCGAGGAGCGAGGACGAGGGCGCGCCCGACGGGGAGACCUACAUGGAGAAGUACACGCGCGGCGUGCUGCAGGUGGACAGCAUUCUGAGCCUGGAGCGCCUCCGGCAGGCGAUCACGGUCAAAGAAGCCCUUUCUACCAAAGCACGGCACCUUCGGAGGAGCCUCAGCACGCCCAGCGUCCACACUGUCUCCUCCAGUCGACCAGACCUUUCUGGCUUUGAUGAAGAUGAUAAGGCUUGGCCAGAGAACCCAUUAGACAUGUCUGACUACAGCUGCAGUUACCAGGAUGUAGCCUGUUAUGGAACUUUACCCAGGGAUUCACCUCGAAGGAGUAAAGAAGGUUGUACGCCAGAGACUCCUCAUGCCUUAACAGUCAGCCCUUUCAAAGCAUUCUCUACUCAGCCGCCAAAGUUUUUCAAACCCCUAAUGCCUGUAAAAGAGGAGCAUAAGAAAAGGAUGGCCAUCGAAGCAAGGCCUCUUCUGGGUCAGGAGAGCAUGCCUCCGUCGCAGGCACGUAACCCUGGCUGCAUUGUGCCCUCAGGAAGCAAUGGCAGCAGCGUUUCAGUAGAACACAAUAGCAAACGUGACAAGAAGAUUGACUCCGAGGAGGAGGAAAGUGAUCCCGAGGCUCUGAACAGGAAGCUAAGUUCACAGCCUUAUGUACCUGAGGAGUUUGCCGACUUCAGUGUUUACAAUGCCACCUUGGAGAAUAGGGAGUGGUUCUCUUCUAAAGCAGAUUUGACGAACUCGAGGGCCUUGGAGAAAGAAGUGUCCCGUAGCCCUACCACCAGCAGUAUUACCAGUGGCUACUUUUCCCACAGUGCCUCCAAUGCCACCCUGUCCGACAUGGUGGUCCCUUCUAGUGACAGCUCAGAUCAGCUAGCCGUUCAGGCGAGGGACGCAGACCCCAGCGAGCAUUCUGGACUGGCGCUCGUGCAAGAGUUCAGACUGUCCUCAAACAGAGAGUCAGCAGAGCUAGAAAGAGGCUUGGUGAAGGAUACGGUGAUCACGGCGCCGCUCAAGGAAAACAGUGCCUUAGCCGAAGGGGGCGCAUCACCCCAAGGCACCCCGGAGCAGAGCCCCAGAAUACUCCGCAGGACUGGCUCGUGUUCAGAGCGAGAGGCCCACUCCAGCAGAAACGGCCCGCCAGCCCGAGAGUUCUGCCCCAGGGAGGUGGCCGUGGAACACAUCACCACCACCCUGGAGGACCAUUCCUUCACAGAGUUUAUGGGCGUGUCAGAUGGGGCAGGUUUUGACGGUCUGACAGAUUCUUCUGUCGAAGGACUUCUGAGCAGGAGGCCCCUCCCAGGUGAGAUGGACAGUGAGAGUGUCUCGGAUGGGCCCCAGGACCCCGGCCAGCUGCACCCCUCAGCAGAGUGACCAGGGGAGCUCGGCCGCCCGGUGGAAGGCAGCAAGCACCUCCUCCGGGGCCCCGGCAUCUUCCUCCGGCCACCUUGCGGAAGCACCAGCCCCCGUCUUUACAACACGCUGCAGCCCAGCCAGAGCUCAGACCAGGGCUCAGAAGCCACGUACUUCCUGGGCCACCUCCUUUCCUCUCCCGUGUUGGGAGAAGCAGCACUUUGUCACUCCGGUGAAUCAGCAGCCUCUGCUUUUUCUAGAAAGCCAGGGAACCGAAAAUCCUGGAUCAAUUAAGUGGCAGUAUUUUUGUUUGCACUUACUACAUACUCCCACUGUGUAGAAACCUCCACAGAUUCAAACAGACUUUAUACUUGUACAUUUUUAAUUAGUUCUUACUGUAGAAUCUGGAGUCAAUGCUCUAAUUUUUUUUUAUAAAUAAUAUAUAUUAUGUAUAUGAAAUUGUAUCUAUAGUGUCGGGAGACAGACAAGACUGCGCACUAAAAUGCAGAUGAAAGUGGUUUGUAGAAAAUCAUAAGGUACUGGACUUUGUUACAGAGUAGCUUGGGUGAUCUCUUAACACACGAGCAGAUGAAAAAGAUGUAAUGCCUGAGAAUGAGGUUGCAAACCCGUUUGCAGAAAAGGUUGCAGAAUGCUGUUCUUUAGAACCAAAGAACUUAUAUAAGACUGAGCGCUUUUGCUGUCCACUCGUUUUACGUGUACAUAUGUGUUCGACAGCAGCCUGCUGCCACGCGCCCCUCAGCCAGCAGGCCAUGCGCUGCGGUUCUCUGUCCCCUGUUCAUACGCACACUGACCACUCACAGAUGUAUUGCCUGGUCUUCCGCCUGGCCCGCCACCUGCUGACUUGAUGAUGUAAUAGAACGGCUGACAGCCUGCGGCUCGGACCCCAGCACCCCUUAUACCUCGGGGCUGCCCGCCAGGCGGUGGGACAGAGAGAGCAGUAUUACCCUAAGGAAGCACAGGGACAUACCAAGAGCUGGUUCGGUUGUGGGUGGGACGGGAGGCGGGUGUCGAUUUCUGUCUUUCUGUGGAUUUGGUUCGGGUUGGUAGGUUUCAUUGUGGUGUGGUGUGGUUUCGCUGUUAUUUUACAUAAAUUCUGGAAAAUGCUGAAGAGAUGGGACGAGCUGCAAAGUUCACAGGUGCCCACUUCACCGUGUUUGCAGGAGACGAGUGAAUACAAGUGACCCUGCUGUCUGUAUCUGCAUUUGUGAGAUUCUCCUACUGAUGGAGGUACUGAAGGAUUAUGUGUGUGGAAACUCUUACAAAACUACUUCAUGUACCUAUUCUGUAGAUGCCUGUACAAUUAAUUGGUCUGGAUGUACAGCAAUAAAUGGGUUGAGAGAGA